Messenger RNA from Quercus lobata, 2674 nucleotides. Its product is annotated as disease resistance-like protein DSC1. NCBI's taxonomy places the organism in Eukaryota, Viridiplantae, Streptophyta, Magnoliopsida, Fagales, Fagaceae. The coding region runs from base 1 to 1530 and encodes 509 amino acids. Gene Ontology annotation, molecular function: protein binding. The transcript has 3 exons. The record is from RefSeq and is a predicted model, not a curated record.
AUGUCAUGUUUGUCUGAACUUUAUUUAAAUGAGACCGCUAUAAAAGAUCUACCAUUAUCAGUGGAGCUUUUAACUGGCCUUAUUAAAUUGGACCUAAGAGACUGCAAAAACCUUUCAAGUCUUCCAAAUGCUUGUUAUAGUUCAAUGUCUCUAAAAUUUCUCACUUUAUCUGGCUGCUCAAAGCUUGAUGCACUACCAGAGAAUUUGGGGGAUUUCGAAGGCUUGGAGGAGUUAGAUGUAAGUGGAACUGCAAUAAAAUACCUACCUACAUCUCAUCUUAAAAAUCUCAGAGUAUUGUCUCUUCGUGGAUGUAAAGGGCUAUCACCUAAACCUUCGAAUAAACUCUUUAGUUUUCCUUCAAUGCAACAGAGAAGAAGUCCAGAUCCGAUUGCCAUGUUAGAGUUUUCUUUAUCAGGCUUAUGGUCUUUGACUGAACUAGAUCUAAGUUAUUGCAAUCUUCAAGCAAUUCCCAAUGCUUUUGACUGCUUGUUGUCUUUAUUGAAAUUAAAUCUAGAGGGAAAUAAUUUUGUUUCGCUUCCUAAAAGUAUGAUUCAACUAUCUAAUCUAAAAGAUCUUGUUCUGAGUUGUUGCAAGAAUCUUCGAACAUUGCCUGAGCUUCCAUUAAACAUUAAGUAUAUCGAUGCAACACAGUGUACCUCGCUAGAAACAUUAUCAUCAGAAUCAGAAUAUGAUUUUCAGCCAGCACUUCGGCUUCUCAAUUGCGUCAAAUUGAUUGAGAAUCAAGGCUACAGUAACAUGUUAUUAACAAUUCUAAGACGUUAUUUCAUUAACGAAAAGCAUUACCGUGGGCAAGAAAGGUUGGCACAUUAUAUCGACAUUCCUGGAGGUGAAAUUCCGAACUGGUUUUGCCACCGAAACGUGGGGGCUUCAGUGAGUCUGCAAAUGCCUUCAGGUUAUUGUAACGAGUUAGUGGGAAUUGCUGUGUGUGUUGUUUUUGUAUUCCGCCAACAUAAUCCAUUAGACCAACUUGAUUUUAAGGAUUGGGGACUUCAUAGAUUUACACAUGAGCUUUUGUGUUCCAUUGAAUCCAAAAAAAAUCAAAUUGACGAAGUGGCCCAUGGUUUUUCUGAAAAAUUUGGUAAGAUUGAACGGCAUCACCUUUGGCUGCAAUAUUUUCCCUCUCAAUUCUUUAAAAAGGACUGGAAAGACGUGUUGAGUAAAAGCUUUGCUAAUGGAUUCAGUGAUAUUGAGAUUAAAUUUAAAACUUGGGGUCCAGGAUUGGAGGUUACAAAAUGCGGGGCCCAUUUGGUAUUCAAGCAAGACGUUGAAGAUCUCAAACAAACUAUUGUUGGGUCUAGCAGAAGCUGCAGCAUCACUCCUUAUGAGGAUGAUUUUGACGAUUCAGCCAGCGAUGCCAUAAUUAAGGAAAGCAAUGACAACUAUGAUGCGGAAGGGGCUGGACGUAGUGGAGAAGGUACCUCUAAUGACGUAGACGCACCACACCAAAAGUGGAUACAGCAUCCAAAUGGGCCCAAUCUAAUUGAAAAUUGGAUUGGGAAUUUCAAUUAAUGCACACAAUGACAAGGUAACUCGGAUAAAGAGGCCAUGCAAUGCCAGCGGCAUAGAUGAUCGUCCUACUGCCAGUAGCACGGGGUUUGGUGCUACUACUGCUACCACCAGCACCACUGCACCGUCUUUGGGUGUCAGGACUUUAUGCUGAUUAUGAUGAUGGAGUGGAGCUGGGUUUAGCAACUCAAAAACUGAAAGAUUCCAGAAAAAAUAUCAUUUUCAAGUAUCUACUUAUUUUCUCAUGUGGGUUUUCCUUUUCCCAGAAACUGUCUUUUUUUUUUUGGCACACAUUUGUUUCUUGUAUGUGACUAUGUCUCUGUUUGGCUGCAAGGAAACUUGAGGAAAAUUAAUGUAGAAAGGGUAAAAAACUUAUGAAUUCUAUCUCAUUUGAUGUUUUAGUUUUGGGGAAUUAUAAUGCUUGACUAAUAUGAUCUGAAAUAGUGAGCUAGACUUGGUUCUUGAGUUCUCAACUUUCUAGGUUCCCUCUGAAACAUAUAAAUUUUGUUUUCUUGUCCCAUAUUUUUAAUAGAAUCUGAAAGAGUGACAAAAUGCUGGGGUUUUUUCUUAUGGUUUUGUUGUCAGAACACAUAAACACGGCUCAAGCAAGCCAGUUGUGUUUGGCUUUGCUGGCAAUUUCUUUCCUUCACAUAAAAUGCAAUUUUUUCCGCAAGAAAAUAGGAGCUUAUUAUGGGUUACAUUGUUUUGUAUAUAUGUUUUCUGAAAGUACCAGUUGGAGCUAAGCCAGAAAGCUUUGGAGAGAAUAUAAUUGUAUAUUUGGGAAAAGGUUGUGGGACGACCCACAUUGCUGUACUGCUUAUACACAAGCUGGGUCACUUGAAAAGGAAGCCCCAGAAGAACAUAUGCAUCUUUAUUGCCCCUACAGUGGUUCAGUUUCUGCUGGGAGGAAUGAUGGGUGUAGUAGUUUUGGUGUCACUACAAAGAAAGUCGUUGGAUCCAUAGGAGGUUUCAAUAGUCAACUACUAGCCAGGAUGGAUGGUGCAGAAACGUGGACUCCCUCUUGUAAAAAAACAUGAUGGACAACAGAUUUGGCAAAUUCAAUCCACUCUUCAUCUUCAUUUAUUUUGACUCUUCUUAUUCCCAUCAUCUUACUAUAAAUUUGCCACUCUCUCUCAUUCUAUGUAUA